ACUCGGUGGAUGUCACCACCAUUGAAAACCUACUUUGGUUUGGUUUGUAAGUUGAAGUCAAAUCUCACAAGCUAAAAAUCUUAAUUCUUAAAAGCUAAUUUAAAAUAAUUAAAUUGUAUUAAAUUAAUUUAUUUAUUUGAGUUCUUAUGAUGAAUUCCUCUGUAAACAAAAGGGGAAAUCGUCCGAAUAUGAGCAACCCCGUUACUAUCAACAGCUCAAACCACUCAGUUUCAAAUAUAAAUUCAAGAAAUUAUCGAACUAAAAAUGGUUCGACUGAUAAAAGUGUUACCAAUGCCGAGGGUGUCUAUUCGAAUGCUCGACUCAUGCAUGCCACAACAUCCCUCAUGGGGACCUGUGUAAGGCUAGCCACUAAAGAUGGCAACGUUUAUGAGGGUGUAUUGACCUGUUUUUCUCCUGAUUUCGAGCUGGUCGUCGAUAUGGUCACUAUCAUUGACCCAGAAAAGGUCGUUGGAGGCCAAAAUCUCAACGGCCUCUUAGCUAGUCUAAAAGCCCGCAAUCAAGUCCAUAAUACUAUGAUAUUUAAAUUUUCUGACAUAGUUACUUUGAGCAUAUUAAAUGUGGAUUUGGAAUAUGCUUCUAAAGGUCACUUUACUGACACAGAGAUAAGUCGUUUUGACUCCUCUUCGUUAAAUAAAAACAAGGAUCUGGUUCCUUGGGAAUGUCCUCAGGACGAAAAUUUGCAAGAGAUUGGAGGUCUCUCUCUAGAUGAACAAGUCGGUUCUGAAAAAGCGAAUCAAAAUGGUUGGGAUGCCGAUGAUAUGUUCAAACUUAAUAAAGAUAAAUAUAAUGUUAAAUCAACCUAUGAUAGUAACCUUUCACAAUACACUGUGCCUUUAAAUCCACAAGAUACUGAAGAGUAUCGACAGCUCGUUGCCGAAGCUGAAAGAAUAGCACAAGAGGUUGAGGCCGAUGGAGCCUCUCGAGAUCGUGUUUCCAAAGAAGUAAAUGAUGAUGAGGAAGAAAAAUACAGUGCAGUUAUCAGGAAUAUCCCUGAACCACCUGCAAUGUCUCAUAAUUCAAGACAGCCUGCGCGUCGUAAACCCUCUGGAUCAAUGACUGGUCAAAAUAUUGGUACACGGAGCAAAAACAUGCAAACCACCAGCCCAUCCACAGCUCCUAUUGCUGUGCAUUCAAAAUACCAGCCCCAUUCUUAUUCUGACAAAAACGAGUCUCGUAAUCUGCAUGAAUCUUCUCGCCGUCACCAACAGCAACAGCAGCAGCAUCAGCAUCAGCAACAGCUUCAGCAGCAACAACAACAACAACAAAAACAGCAACAGCAGCAACAACAGCAGCAGCAGCAACAGCAGCAGCAACAACAGCAACAACAACAACAGCAACAGGCGCAACAACAAGAAAAGUCGCAGCAACAGCCGCAACCGCAAGAAAAACCACAGCAACCGCCACAUCAACCACAGCAACCACAGCAACCCCAGCAACCGCAAGAAAAGUCGCAGCCGCACGAAAAAGGACAACCGCAACUUCCGCAAAAUCAACAACAAACUAAUCAAGCUACCCACGGGCAAAUGCAAUCAGGACAGGAGUAUAACACUCCUCACCAAGGUUUACCUCAACGGACUCAAAUAGGGCAAAGAACUAAUCUUUUGCGCAAAAAAGAAGAUAUCCAAGAGCUUAAACGAUUUGGUAACGAAUUUAGAAUUUAUGAAAAUAAAAAACAAUCUCCUCGUGAGAAUAAGGAGCCUGUUCAAAGUUCAAAGAGUGAGAAUACACAAGACGCAAAAGAAAGUAGAGAAAAUACAUCUACUCCAACAAAUAAACCCGCUGCUUCGGCUUCUACACCGGCAGCAACACCCACUCAGCCCGUAACUGAGUCUGCCACCCCAGAAGUGGAAAAUGAGGCUGAAAAACUUGUUAAAAAAUCUACGCUUAAUCCUAAUGCUAAAGAAUUCAAUCCAGGAAUGAAGUCAUUUACACCACGAUCUGCAUACAGUAGUGGUCAGUCAACACCAAAUACUACACCUUCUGGGGCUAUGGGACCAAUGGCGAACUAUCCCAAUAAUGCUAUUGUCCAUACCCUUAGCCACCCACAUAAUCAUAGUCAGCCUGCUCAUCACCAGUCAAACCCGCAUCAAGCUAGAAUGCAGAGCCCGAUGGUAGCUUUCCCACCCAAUACCCACUUUAUUUCAACCCUUCCAGUUCUCCCCAAUCAAUUUAUUAUGUCUGCUCCAAAUAUGACGGGUGGUCCUCCUUUCCAACAAGCCGUUCCAAGCAAUUCCCCUAGUUCUAGGAAUUAUAGGAAAUCUAAUCCACAACAAUAUCAAAAUCCAAAUAAUCGGCCUGAUUAUUCACAGACUUCUGCUACAGUUGCUGCUGCGACUGGUCAUCCUGUACUUGCCGCUUCACCAAUGCAAGGUCCUUAUCCAGGUGCUCAACAGCAACCUGGAGCUGUUGCUUCAGCUGGUACUCCUCAACAAAUGUAUCAGUCAGUAUAUAUGUCUCACCCUAGGAUGAAUAUAAUAUCCCCUCAAUCAGGCGUUGUAAUGCCCCAUGUAUCACACUACGAUCAUAAUCUACAACCAAUUUACAUGACGCCAGUACCUAUUCAACCCCACAUGUUAACCCAGGUACCCCCUCAACCUCCUCCUCCAGUUUCUGGAGCUGGUCAGAUGUCUUCUGGUUCAACAAGAUGUGAACAAAUUUUACCAGACAUUAGCAAUUUUGGAUUAGGACAUGAAAUUACCGUUUUUUUUAAGCAAAACAAAACAACUUAAAAUAGUAACAAGAUUUUUUUCGUAUCGCAUUCAUGGUCAUGAAAUUGACAUAGAAUGUUCACUCCUUUAGAUUAUAAAACAUUGAAAAUCUUUCGAUUAAUGUUUUGCUUGAUAAAUAAAUAACAUCUUUGUUUCCUUAA
Messenger RNA from Tetranychus urticae (two-spotted spider mite), 2890 nucleotides. RefSeq lists its product as uncharacterized. The record is from RefSeq and is a predicted model, not a curated record. NCBI's taxonomy places the organism in Eukaryota, Metazoa, Arthropoda, Arachnida, Trombidiformes, Tetranychidae. Gene Ontology annotation, molecular function: mRNA binding. Gene Ontology annotation, biological process: cytoplasmic stress granule assembly. Gene Ontology annotation, cellular component: cytoplasmic stress granule.